Messenger RNA from Cherax quadricarinatus, 527 nucleotides. RefSeq lists its product as uncharacterized. NCBI's taxonomy places the organism in Eukaryota, Metazoa, Arthropoda, Malacostraca, Decapoda, Parastacidae. The record is from RefSeq and is a predicted model, not a curated record.
GUGGGAAAGCGGCCAUCUUGGGGUGGCCAGUGUAGUGUGAGAGAGUGUGUGGGCGAGACGUGUUGGUGCUGCUGGCUGCCUCCACCCAACACGCACCACGGACAAUUAUUGAUCUACCCUCCACUAUGUCACUCUUUGGAUCCCUUAUGAGGGGCUUCGACGACGAGUCCUUCUUCGGGGGUCACCGCAGCAUCAUGCGACAGGUGGACCAGAUGAUGGCUUCCAUGAUCCGUGACCCUUUCGAGGAAGACCCCUUCUUCGGCACGGGGGGCGGUGCUGGUGGCGGCGGAGGUGGUGGUGGCUGUGGUGGUCUGUUGGCUGGGUUCCCCGCCCUCACCGCCGGGCCUGCCGUUAACGCACUCAGUGCCGUUAACGCCCUCAACUCCAACGCCUUGGUUGCGGCGGGGGCCUCCGCCAGGACGCAGCGGGCCAGGUCCCAGCAUCCCUUCACAGCUCUGGGUCUGCCUUCGAUGGCCAAUAUGAUGUCCUCUAUUGUGAGUAUUGUUUCUUAACUUGUAUUUUGUGAG